AUGCAAGAUUACGUUGUAGGCUUCCGAAUUUUUGAAGGAAGAAGUUUGCAAUCACAAGACGGCGCACUUUGUGACCCUUUUGUUGUCAUCGAAUGUUGUGGUUAUUGGUACCAAACUGAAACAUUAGAGCGCCGCAGCUCUCUUGCUCCUUGGAAUGAGCAUUGCACUUGGCCGCGAGUCGGGCUUUAUCCAAAGGAGUUUGAAUCAUCAUUCAUUGAGUUCAAAGUCUACGCAAGGAACUGGUUCACACGAAAUUUCCUAAUUGGGAAAGCUUCGUUGCAGUUGUCCUUCGUCAACAAACGCCAACACCAUUUGUAUGCAAGACGGUGGCUUCCACUGCGCAGAGAUGACAGCCCUGCUGUGACCGGCACCAUCAAUGUCACUAUCUUUGUUCUGAAGCCCUUCGAGCUUGCCCCAAGUCUGUCACUGCAGACUUCCGAGCAAGUGGAAGCGGGUGAGGAAGCAGCUGCAAACCAAGGAGAUCAUGAGGGCUUGGAAAGCGCGGUUUUGACUCAAACGGUUGACGCUCAAGCAGGAAGAGCACAUUAUGUGCGGUUGAACAUGUUCCGUGUGGAGGAGCUGCUAGACACUGCUGGAGCACCCAGCCCCUAUGUGACGGUAGAGUUUGCUGGCUGUCUGGUGAAGACCUCGACAGGCAAGCAGGUUAAGCAGUACACCUUCAAUGAAUGUCUUCAAAUUCCAGUUGUCACUCCCGUCUACGAGGAUACAAUUAUUCUCAAGCUAUGGAGCUGCAACUGGUUCUCCCCAGAUGAGCUUCUGGCCCAGGGCCUCCUUUCUUUCAGUGAGCUGCGAAGUCAUGCUCUGGCACCCCGUUGGUUCAACUUGUAUGGUUGGGAUCCGGAUGAGCUGGCUGAGUUGCAGCUGACAAGCGGCGGCGACAAGGAGCCGGAAGCUCAUCUUUUCAAAGGCCGUCUGCUUUUGUCCGGCUGCGUGGAGCCCUUGGACCCUGAUGAGGAGCUGCAAGCCCCGAAGUCCAUGCCUGCCAGAUUUGAGCUGGAACCAGCAAUGGUACAACUGUCGAUCUUGGCAGAUGUCUACAUGGUUACCGGGGCAGAUGCACGCCAGUGCCAGGUUGAAGUCAGCUUUGGUUCUGUGAAAGGCUCCACGAAAUGGGCUUCUUAUGAUGCUGCUCCCAUGGAUGAUCCGUCUGAAGGGACCGAUGCUUUCGAAGAUGAUGCCCUUCAAGGAGAGGCUCUGGGCUUCAAGACCUUCACCUUCUCUGAGAAGUCUGGGCGUGUUGAGACAUUGGUUGCUAUGACUGCGGAAGCGGAAGAUUCGCAGCCUUCUGUCACCAUCAGCCUCUACACGUCAGGGUAUUUGCAUGGCUCCAGACGUGUCGCAUUCGCGAACUGCCGCAUUGCAGAUUUUUUUCGGGGGAACCCUUCAGAGGCUGUGAAGCCUGUGUCGAUACCGUUACAACCACUGUUGCACGACGCGACUCAAAGCUCUUCUUCGGUGUUAAUUGCGUUGCGGUCAUCUUAUCAAGAUGCCGAGUCCAGAAGCCUCAGGAAACCUGUCAAGCCAAUGGUUUACCUCUUGCGAGCGUAUUGUUUCAGUGCACGUCAGAUUCAGCAUUCCGCCAUGCGUCGUGACAUUGAAGCGGGGAAGUUUGGUCUCACCAUCGAUUGUACGGGCAUGUCCAAAAGGUCGCAAGCGAUGACUGGGCCACGACCGCAAUGGAUGGAGCCCAUCGAGCUGAAGAUCCUACUUUGCUCUGACUCCACGCGUGAACCCCCGGCGACUGAACCAAUCGGUGUCCACCUCUGGCAGGAAGGCCAAGUCUCGAACCUGAACCUCGGCAAGGCCGUCUGCGUCUACUCUCACAUGCGCCGGAAGGAUGAUGCUGGCAAGUGGGAACCUUACAUCUUGUCGCCACAAUGGAUCAAGAUAUAUGGAGAUCAAACUGGCUCACGAUGCGUAGGGGAAGUUCUGAUAGCCUUUGAGCUGCUUCUUUUUAAGCAUCGUCACGAGCCAUCUUUGGGUGCUAGAGACAUGUGGCCACAGUCUGCAGAGAAGUUUGAUGAGAGGCAUCAUAUCUGUCGGUUGCGAAAAGCCACGCUACAUUUUUCCCUUCGUGGCUUGCGUGACAUGUUACCUUUGCCUCGAGUGGAGACUUUGGGUUCGGCGGCCGGCACCGUGCAUGCCGCUCAUCCGAUCGUCACGGUUGAGGUGGCACCUUUCUCAGUUGCGUCUCUCUCCAAGGCGGCCUCCCCAAAGCCUGGGAAGCAUGCCGAGACCGCCAAAGAGCGCUUGGAGUUCAAGUAUAGCGAAGCCACUUCGACAAUGGAGCGAGCUAAACGACUGAAACCUUGGACCACCAGGUUGAUCGCCCUCAACAGCGAGGGCAAGAACUUUGAUUUCUGUACGACUGGCAAGUUGCAGUGUCUUCUUCCUGAAAAGGGUUGCUUCGAGCCCUACCUAGUCAUUCGUGUCGCCGAGCCGCCAUCCUCGGUGGGAGCUUCCGUUGGCUAUGAAGCAUACUAUAUUGGUGAAGCUUUAGUCAGCCUGAAAGACAAGAUCCCAUGCUGUUGGCUGGAUGGCGUCAGCUUGUCGAAGCCGUAUGACGCUCAGCAGGAUCGGAUAUCAAGGCUCGUUCGAGAAGCACAGCUGCAACUUCAGGCACGGGACAAGUUCCAGCAGCAAAGCCUCGAUGACUUGAGGAAGGAGAUUGAGCAGUGGAGAAAGCAAGUGUACAGUGGAUGGAAGACAGAGGUCCGGGAAGAAAAUCAAGAAACAGGCUUUAUAGAUGAAGCUGGAGUGCCAAUACCUUUGAAAGUUCCCGCGGGCGUGAGAAGACCAAUACCUGCGAUGCCUUGCCCAGCAUUGAACAUGCAGAAGGAGAUCACAUUCUCACCACGCCAAGGUGCCAGAGUUAAGGAAGCAGGUUCACGCAAGUCUGUGAGCGGAAACUUGGAGAAUUCGGCUCCGUUUGACACAGCGUUUUGGUACAGGAAUGUGCGUCUCAGCAAGAAUCAAGACACGGUCAACUACCGUGAUAGCUCGUCCUGGAGCUUUACAGUGGGUGAGGUGUUGGGAUUUGUGAAAUGCGCAUUCAAGCUCGUUGACGGUUGGGAAUCGGCAGUUUCUGGAGAAGAUGCAGAUGAGGUUGACGAGGGUGACGAUGAAGAAGAUGAUGAUGCUGAUGCAGAGGAGGAAGGCCUCGCGCUGGAUGAAGUUGUGCUCGCAAAAACAGAGAAGCAAUCCGCAGAUGUCCGUGGCGAGGAUGUCAUAAAAUUGCGGACGAGUUAUGGACAUGACGCAGCACUGGAUGAGUGGGCAUUUGCAGACGACUCGUUGUUCAAGAAGUUCUACGACCCUGAAUCCGUGCCUCCAAGAAUUCGUUGUCGGCUGUAUUUUGUGAAGGCUGUCUGCAUCCACUACAGAAGUACAGGUCUUGCAGAUCCAUAUCUCGACGUGAGCCUUGGGCGGGAUCACAUCAUAUCAAUGCGAAACAUGGCACAACCGCAAACAAACACUCCUGACUUUCACCGCGUCGAAGCACGCGACAUCAUGCUUCCAGCAGAUUGGCGUCUGGAGGUGACUGUGAAGUCGUUGGAAGAGCUCGCUCUCCAGGAUUCAGUUAUUGGCGGCACCGUCAUUGACUUGGAAGAUCGGUGGCAUUCGAGCUUGUGGCAAGCCGGCAACAGGAAACAAAUGCUUCCCACGGAGAACCGAUCCCUCCACAGCGUGGAAUUCCCGGGUCGAAACCGUGGCAGCCUCGAGAUGUGGGUGGAGAUGAUUGAGUCGUCUGAUGCUGCUGCAGUGAAGCCGUCGACACUUGCCAAGCCGCCCACAACGGAGCUGGAAGUUCGACUGGUCAUUUGGACGGCGAGCGGUGUAAAGCUCAUGAAUGGCGAUGCGACAAAUGUGCAAAUUCACACUCAGCUUGACUGCAAACAGUACGGUGGCGAAUACGAUGCCUUCCAGCAGACCGAUGUUCACUUUAACUCUGUGGAUGGCAAGGCCGUCUUCAAUUGGCGAAUGGUCUACCCUCGGAUCAAGAUGCCAUCCUGGUCUUGUACGAUGACAGUUGGCUUGUACCACCACGAGCUGAUGGGAGACACCUUCCUUGGAAGCUUUGAUCUUGAUCUGGGCAAGUACUUGGAAAGGGUGGCUCGCGACUCAGAUGCGUUGACGGUCGGUCCAAGCGACAUCACGUUUUAUGACGCCGAGGAGGAAGAUGUGGGCUCCGUGAAUAUGACAAUGUGGGUCCUGACGCAAGCAGAGGCACAGGGCCGACGAGUGGGCAUUGCCCGCGAAGAGCCCAAUGAAGAUCCACAGCUGCUCACGCCAACUGAAGGCAGAGACUGGGGCACCUACCUGUCAUCCUUGGGAUUCGCCUGGCCAGACUUUGGGCUCUGGAAGAAGUUCAUCCCUGUGUUCGUGGCCUUGGUCGUUUUCCUCAUUGCCGUGAUCAUACUGAAACAGAUUGGCCUGAUUUGA
Messenger RNA from Symbiodinium natans, 4464 nucleotides. The record is from the annotation of a GenBank genome assembly. Lineage: Eukaryota; Dinophyceae; Suessiales; Symbiodiniaceae.